Scomber scombrus (Atlantic mackerel) is the source of this 1434-nucleotide messenger RNA. It is a transcript of the gene gabrb1, whose product is annotated as gamma-aminobutyric acid type A receptor subunit beta1. Gene Ontology annotation, molecular function: extracellular ligand-gated monoatomic ion channel activity; neurotransmitter receptor activity; GABA-A receptor activity. Gene Ontology annotation, biological process: monoatomic ion transmembrane transport; chemical synaptic transmission; signal transduction. The record is from RefSeq and is a predicted model, not a curated record. Lineage: Eukaryota; Metazoa; Chordata; Actinopteri; Scombriformes; Scombridae. The transcript is spliced from 9 exons. Gene Ontology annotation, cellular component: neuron projection; membrane; synapse. The coding region runs from base 1 to 1434 and encodes 477 amino acids.
AUGUCGACUACUCUGGACCGCGGGUGCUGGGGGGUCUGCUGCUUGUCCCUGCUGGUGACUGUAGUCUGCGGGGCGCAAAGUGCCAACGAGCCUAGCAACAUGUCAUACGUGAAAGCCACCGUGGACAAGCUGCUGAAGGGCUAUGACAUCCGUCUGCGGCCUGAUUUUGGAGGCGCCCCUGUGGAUGUUGGCAUGAGCAUAGACAUCGCCAGUAUUGACAUGGUGUCUGAAGUCAACAUGGACUACACCAUCACCAUGUACUUCCAGCAGUCCUGGAGGGACAAGCGCCUCUCCUACACUGGCAUCCCUCUCAACCUCACUCUGGACAACCGGGUGGCAGACCAGCUGUGGGUUCCUGAUACCUACUUCAUUAAUGAUAAGAAGUCCUUUGUCCACGGGGUGACAGUGAAAAACCGAAUGAUCAGACUGCACCCUGAUGGAACCGUGCUUUAUGGUCUCAGGAUUACCACUACAGCUGCCUGCAUGAUGGACUUGCGCAGAUACCCGCUGGAUGAGCAGAACUGCACCCUGGAGAUUGAGAGCUAUGGAUACACCACUGAUGACAUCGAGUUCUACUGGCAGGGAGGAAGUAAUGCAGGAUCAGUCACUGGGGUGGAGAACAUUGAACUGCCCCAGUUCGACAUCAUAGACUACCAAACACUCUCCAAGAAGGCUGUGUUUGCCACAGGCUCUUAUCCACGACUGUCCCUGAGUUUCAAGCUGAAGAGAAACAUUGGUUAUUUCAUCCUUCAAACCUACAUGCCCUCCACCCUGAUCACCAUCCUAUCGUGGGUCUCCUUCUGGAUUAACUAUGAUGCCUCGGCUGCCAGAGUGGCUUUAGGUAUAACUACUGUGCUGACUAUGACCACCAUCAAUACCCACCUCAGGGAGACUCUGCCCAAGAUUCCGUAUGUCAAGGCCAUUGACAUUUACCUGAUGGGUUGCUUUGUCUUUGUCUUCCUGGCUUUACUGGAGUACGCUUUUGUCAACUACAUCUUCUUUGGUCGAGGUCCUCAUCUGCAAAAAAAGGUGGCAGAAAAGGCUGCAAAAUCCAACAACGAGAAUAAGAGCAGACUGGAGAGCAACAAAGUGCAGGUUGAUGCUCAUGGCAACAUCCUCCUAACCAACUUAACCAGUGAGAUGGGUGGAGACAUGAUGGGCGCUCUCAAUGACCCUCGGGCUACAAUGUUCUCUUAUGAUAGCGCCAGCAUACAGUACCGCAAACCCAUGACCAGCCGAGACCUGUACGGACGACCGGCCAUCGACCGGCCAAUGGGCCACAAGAAGAGUCGCUUGAGGAGGAGGGCCUCGCAGCUCAAAGUCAAGAUCCCUGACCUCACGGAUGUCAAUGCCAUAGACAAGUGGUCCCGUGUCAUCUUCCCUAUCGCAUUCACCUUCUUCAACCUGGUCUACUGGCUUUACUACGUCCACUAG